Messenger RNA from Zeugodacus cucurbitae (melon fly), 682 nucleotides. Its product is annotated as thioredoxin-1. The record is from RefSeq and is a predicted model, not a curated record. Lineage: Eukaryota; Metazoa; Arthropoda; Insecta; Diptera; Tephritidae. Bases 165 to 494 code for a protein of 109 amino acids. The transcript has a single exon. Gene Ontology annotation, molecular function: protein-disulfide reductase activity.
UGUGAGUUUACUUUAUGUAAAGCUCACAAAGUGUUAAGACGUCCCAGUUAGAUUGUUAAGAGACUGGUAUUUUUUAUUGUAAUUUCGUAUCGUAUUGUACAAGUUUUCUUUUAUUAUAAAUUAUUUUAUCUCUAAACUUUCGAUUUUCAAUAAACAAAACAAAAAUGUUGCACACUGUCCGAAAUAAUGCUGAUUUUGAUAGACAAUUGUCGGCCGCUGGCGGCCGUUUGGUGGUUGUCGAUUUCACGGCUAGCUGGUGUGGUCCCUGCAAGAGUAUUGAACCCAAAGUCAGAGCGCUAUCGCGUAAAUAUAAGGACAAAGCAGUGGUGCUGAAAGUGGACGUGGAUAAGUGUAGCAAUGUGGCGCAUGACUAUAGAGUAUCUUGUAUGCCCACAUUUGUAUUUAUAAGAAAUGGACGUAGGAUCGAUCGUUUUUCAGGAGCUGAUGAAAUGGAGUUGGAGUAUAAAAUGUCAAAAAUGGCUAAAGCUAAGUGAGACAAAUGUUUAUAAUGUAUGUGAAAACUAAAAAAAAUGAAAUUUUAAAUAUUUAUAACAACAUAUUAUUGUAAUUUUAAAAGAAUGUAAAAUGCAUCUGGUAUGACAUUAAAAAUUUAACGAAACAUUGUAAAACCAUUAUAUUUAUAUGAUAAAUUGAUAAAUAAAAAUGACAAUGAGAUAAAUAA